ACCUCGUCCCUAAAUGUGACGCGCAUCAUAACCGUGCUCCCAGUACGUGGCUCAAAACGGCAUUAUUGUGCUUGGUAGUCACUUUCUCAGAUCGAUCCUCAAAAUGACGAAACACGAGUUUUUCGUGGAUAUGACAUGCGAAGGGUGUUCUGGGGCAGUGACACGAGUCCUCAACAAACUGGAUGUCAAAUUCGACAUUGACCUGCCCAAUAAGAAGGUUUUUAUCGAGUCUGACAAGGAUGCCGACCAGCUUUUGGAGACGCUGAAAAAGACCGGAAAGACCGUGACGUAUAUCGGCUCAAAAUGAAGUGCCUGCCCUCCUCGUCGGAUGAAGGAAACAGAUGGGGUUGAUCCUGUUGCCAUGAGAACCUGGAGAGCGCUGUUGGUGGAAGCUUCUUUUCCCAGUUCAGCUUGGGAGGGGUCCUGUCAAGCUGGAUAGCAAACAAAACUCUCUCUGUGCAAUAUGCUAUAUCGGUCCACUAGGGGGUGCCCCAUUCAGCUUUAUACUUUUUCCUUUCUAGAAACUGUUGUUCAAUCUGAAACUGAAAAUAUUGUUCAAUCGAAAACCCUAAUGAAUUUUACUUUCUUAUUACUUUCUGUUCUUCAUAUGAGAUUGGAAGCUGUGUGUUGGAAGUGUUUGCAAACCCACGUAUGUAUGAACUCUGAAUAUUGUACAAUUGCAAAAUUAAAUUGUGAUUGUACUA
Messenger RNA from Brienomyrus brachyistius, 704 nucleotides. RefSeq names its product antioxidant 1 copper chaperone (gene atox1). Gene Ontology annotation, cellular component: cytosol. Gene Ontology annotation, biological process: copper ion transport. The coding region runs from base 104 to 307 and encodes 67 amino acids. The record is from RefSeq and is a predicted model, not a curated record. NCBI's taxonomy places the organism in Eukaryota, Metazoa, Chordata, Actinopteri, Osteoglossiformes, Mormyridae. Gene Ontology annotation, molecular function: metal ion binding; copper chaperone activity. The transcript has 4 exons.